AUGGAAUCUAGUAAAGUUAUAGACUGUAAUAAUGUUUAGCAUACCUAAGUUGACAGAAAAAAUAAAUUAUAUUAGGAAUAAAAAAGAAAAAGAGUGAUAAGUGCAAAGCAAGAUCCUAAAUGGAACUUCCCUAACCCUCGUAAAGGAACUGCUUUUACUGAAAUCAAUUUUAUGGAUUUUAGAGUAAUUUAAGAUAAAAAAGAAAUAAAAUUGACAACAUACAGAUAUAAACCAACUAAUGGGCAGGAACCUAAAGCUCUGUUUUUGCUAUUUCAUGGAUUAAACAGCAGUGUUAGUCAUGGGUCUCAUAUUGCCAAAGCUCUUGCUGAUUCUGGUUUCUGUGUGGUGGGAUUCGAUCAUAGAGGAUUUGGAGGUAGUGAAGGAAAAAGAGGAUAUUUAGAAAAUUAUGAAAUUCAUCUAUAAGAUUGUAGAACCUUCAUAAAUAAAAUAGAAGAAAUGUAUGGUUAAUAAAUAAAAAAGUUUAUAGGAGGGUUAUCAAUGGGAGGUAUGUCCAGCUAUAAUAUGUCACUAGAACUUCCAUUUAAAUUUGCAGGUGUUGUAUUGUUCGCUCCAGCAAUCAAACCUUUUAUCAAUGGUUUCCUUGUAAAAGUAGCAAAAUUUAUUGCUGCUAUUACACCUGAAUGGAGAUUUAUAAAAUAGGCUGGAACAAAUUGUCAUAAAAGCCCUGAAAUGUCUUAGUACUAAUCAAAAGACCCAAACACUUAUUCUAGUAAAAUGUGCACUGGUACAGUAAGGACAAUCUAUAAGGGCAUGGAAAGCAGCUUCAAGACUUUUGAACAAUAUAAUGCCCCUUUCUUAAUUAUUCAAGGUGGUUUAGAUAAAUUGGUAGACCCUGAUGUUGGUUAUGAUUUGAUUGAAAGGUCACCUAGUAAAGACAAAACACAUUGGUACUAUGAAAAUAUGUGGCAUGACAUAUGGCACGAACCAGAAAUAGUUGAGAUACUUCCUAGAGUUAUAAAAUGGUGUGAAGAAAGAAUUUGA
Tetrahymena thermophila SB210 is the source of this 1002-nucleotide messenger RNA. Its product is annotated as alpha/beta fold hydrolase. The record is from RefSeq and is a predicted model, not a curated record. NCBI's taxonomy places the organism in Eukaryota, Ciliophora, Oligohymenophorea, Hymenostomatida, Tetrahymenidae. The transcript is spliced from 3 exons. Gene Ontology annotation, molecular function: lipase activity. Gene Ontology annotation, cellular component: membrane.